CGGGCCUUUCGAAAUGGGAAAGAAGAAAACCCCCGACGAGCUCCGGCCGGCGGACCCCGAGACGGAGGAGAAGAAGAGGCUCAGAUCCCUCGCCGUAUCCCAGCGACUCCUCCGCCACUCGCCGGCGAACCCCUCCAACCCCCUCCAACCCUCCAAAUCAGUGCUCAAGCUCGAUGGACGUGACAUUGCCAAGCGUGGCCAGCGUCGGAGCCGCUACCUCUUUUCUUUCCCUGGCCUUAUCGCUCCUCUCUCCGGUGGGAAGGUCGGCGAGCUCGCCGAUCUUGCCACUAAGAACCCUAAGCUCUACCUUGAGUUCCCUCAGGGUCGGAUGAAGCUCUUUGGUACUCAUGUUUAUCCGAAGAACAAGUAUUUGACGCUGCAGCUCACGAGGUCGUCAAAGGGAGUGGUGUGCGAGGAUUGUUUCGAGAGCAUGAUUGUGUUCUCUGAUGCAUGGUGGAUUGGGCUGAAGGAGGAAAAUCCUGAAGAGAAAAGGCUUGAAUUUCCCAUGGAAUUUAAAAUGGGGGAGCAUGCUGGUGUUGAUUUCAAAGGAGGGGCGGGUGCAUUACCUGAAGAAAUUUCUGAUGGUAACCAACCUGGAAAAGAAUACAAAGCAGUUUCUCCCAAUACUGUACUUGAAGAUGAUUCGCAGGAUGAUUCUUAUUCCUUAGCUGAAAAAAAUACUGGUAAUGCCAUGGAAACUACACCAGUUCGUCAAUCAGGAAGGACUGCAGGAAGAACACAAAAUUAUGCAGAACUAUCUUCAGGAGAUGAUUCAAUCGCUAAUGAUGAUGAAGUAACUGAAGUUAUGGAUGUAAAGAUCAUAGAUACUAAAGAAAUAACUAUCAGUCAAAUUGGUUCAAGUAAGGUGGCUGGCACAAUGAUCAAAUCAGCAGGAAAAUGUGAAGAGUCAUCUUCAUUAUUGAAAAGCAAUGUGGAUUCAAAAAAGAAGGGAACAAUGGUACAAGCAACUCUAUCUACUUUGUUUGGAAAAGUAGCGGAGAAGAAAUCAAAGCGCCAAGCAGAUGAAUCCCCUAGACCAAAAGGAAGGAAGAGGCUACGUUUGGAUCCUGAACAAAUGGCAGACCAAACUCCAGUGAGGAAAUUGAAGAAAGAGCCGUUAUCUAGGAGGAAAAAGACUGGAACUGUGACAGGGACUCUGCAGAAACACUCUCAGGAUGAUGAUAUAGAAGAUAUUUCAAGCGAAUCUCAGGAUUUAAAUGACAGCGAUGAAGACUGGGCUGCAGAAUAACAAGAAUCAGACUCCAUGUUUCAACAAAACUUGUUUGAAAACAUAUUCUGCAACUGCAGCUUCAAGAACAACCGGAAACUGUUGUAGUUAACCAGAAAGUCUGUAAAAUCUAUGGAGCAUAAAGCAAUUUCUUUGAAAGUUUAACCGCUUACUUGCCCGAUGAAAACAAUAAGAGAGUUGUUAUGUGACAUAAACAGGUGUUUUGUAUGAAAAGAAGGAAAAUAAUAGCAAAGUUGUUGACAUAAACUGGCACUGUUUCACUGCUUGAUUGAUGUACAUAAUGCAGUGUAUUAUUCAGAAAUUCCUACUGAGUACUGACCAUUCAUUUUAUUUCA
Molecule: messenger RNA, 1584 nt
Organism: Dioscorea cayenensis subsp. rotundata (Guinea yam)
Lineage: Eukaryota; Viridiplantae; Streptophyta; Magnoliopsida; Dioscoreales; Dioscoreaceae
Product: DNA-binding protein RHL1
Exons: 13
Coding region: 14-1249 (411 amino acids)
Biological process (GO): DNA endoreduplication
Molecular function (GO): DNA binding
Source: RefSeq, a predicted model, not a curated record